AUGACGGCCUCACACGCCCCGAUGGACGUCGACCCUCCAGCAUCUUCCUCGUCCUCGUCGGCCAACACGGUCGACAUCCCGCAGCAGGUCGGCGACUUCAAGCUCGUCGUGCAGGACCAGCUCGAGUUUGCGCCGAGCGUCCAUGUCGCCAAGUGGCAGUCGGAGAGCACGGGCUUGAAAGUCGUGUGGGCUUCGAACGAGAGUCCGCUCGUCCAGGGCUACUUUUCGGUCGUCACCGAGAUCAUGGACGACUCUGGCCGACCUCACACUCUUGAGCACCUCGUCUUCCUCGGCAGCGAACAGUACCCGUACAAGGGCGUCCUCGACACGGUUGCCAACCGCAGCUUUGCCGAGGGCACGAACGCCUGGACCGCCACGACCGACACGACCUACACGAUCGCGACCGCCGGCGAGGAGGGCUUCCUCAGCAUCCUCCCCGUCUACGUGGACCACAUCCUGUACCCGACCAUCACUUCGGCGGGCUUCACGACCGAGGUCUACUGCGUCAACGGCAAAGGCGAGGACGCUGGCGUCGUCUUCUCCGAGAUGAACGGUCGCGAGAACGGGAGCGGCGACUUGAUGGCCCUGAGGCAACAGCGCGCGCUCUACUCGAAGGAGAACGGCCUGAGGAGCGAGACCGGCGGCCUCAUGGAGGCGCUGCGGGUGCUCAAGGUGGAGCAGAUCCGCGAGUACCAUGCGUCGAAGUACGUGCCGCAGAACAUUACCCUCAUCGUCAACGGCCGGUCGCUCAACCCGACCAACCUCCUCAACACGCUCACCGACAAGGUCAUCCCGUCGAUCGUCGCGCACGGCCAGGCGCAGGGCAAGCGCCCACGAGGGUGGGUUCGCCCAUUCGUCGAGACGAGCACGGCCAAGAACCCGCCCCGGCUCACCGAGGACCGCACCGAGGUCGUCGACUUUCCCGAGAAGAGCGAGGACGUCGGCGAGCUCAUGGUCAGCUGGAUCGGCGUCGAGCACAACGACUACCUGCACGACCUCGCGCUCGAGGUCCUUGGCCUGUACCUCACCGACUCGGCCGUGUCGCCGCUGUCGAAGGAGUUCAUCGAGGUCGACGAGCCGUCCUGCACCGACAUCACCUUCUACGCCUCGAGCGAGAACCCGACCAUCAUCACGUCGUACAUCUCGUCGGUCCCCUUCGCCGAGCUCGACACGCUCGGUCCUCGUUUCCGCAAGUCGCUCGCCCGCAUCGCCGAGGACGGCGUCGACAUGAGCCGCAUGAAGAGCCUUCUUGAGCGCCAGGCGCUCCAGCUCUUCGAGUCGAUGGAGACGGACGCGAGCGAGGUGCUGAGCCAGGUCGUCGUCACCGACGGUAUUUGGGGCAAGGAGGACGGCUCGGACCUCAAGGGUGCGCUGCAGGUCAACGCGCAGUACAAGGAGCUCAAUAGCUGGUCCGCCAACGAGUGGGGCAAGUUGCUCAAGAAGUUCCUCGUCGACGCUCCUGCGCUCACCAUCGUCGGCAAGCCGUCGGCGUCGCUCGCCAAAAAGAUCAAGAACGACGCCAAGGCGCUCGUCGAGGCCAACAAGGCCAAGUACGGCCCCGAGGGCCUCGCCAAGCUGCAGAAGGACAUCGAGGCCGCACAAGCCGAGAACGACAAGCCCGUCCCGUCCGACAUCCUGCGCAAGUUCAAGGUGCCCGACGUCGCCGGCAUCGAGUGGAUCAGCGUCGACACGGCGCGCAGCGCAGGCGUCGCACAGACGGCGGGCAAGCCCAAGGGUCGUGCGCAGGACCACGUCGACGCCGACGGCGCCGAGCUGCCGCUGUUCGUCCAGUACGACCACAUCGACUCGCGCUUCAUCCAGAUCGCCAUCGUCCUGUUCCCCAACGACGUCGAGGGCUUCGACCCGGCCAAGCUGCGCGCUCUCCUGCCCGUCUACCUCGACGCCUUCUUCACCCUGCCCGUCACUCGCGCCGACGGCACCAAGCUCGAGUUCGAGGAGGUCGUCAAGCAGCUCGACGCCGAGACGCUCACGUACAACAUCAACGUCAACGAGCCGCUCCAGGAGGGCAUCACGCUCCGCAUCAAGGUCGCCAAGGAGAAGUACGAGACGGCCAUCGCCUGGCUGAGCGACCUCCUGUACAACUCGACGUUCACCGAGGAACGCCUGCGCAUCUCGGCGGCCAAGGCGCUCCAGGCGAUCCCGGCCGAGAAGCGCGACGGGCUCGAGGUGUCGUACGCCGCCUACCGCAAGAUGAUCAGCCAGGAGGUCAGCUCGAACGUCGCGCUCAACCUGAUCAACCGGUCCGAGUUCCUCCCGGCCUUUAUCGAGCGCCUCAAGCAGGAGCCGGACGCCGUCAUCAAGGAGUUCGAGGCUUUCCGCCAGGGCUUGACCGACCCUCGCGCCAUGCGCGUGCACGUCAAGGGCGACAUCCUCGGCCUUCCCAAGCCGUCGUCCGCCUGGCUCGAGCACUUCAAGAGCAUCAAGCCUUUCCCUGAGAACGAGCUCGUCCCGGUCCGUCGCAGCAAGGACGUCAUGGGCCCCCUCGGCAAGGAGCCCUCGAAGAAGCUCGUCGUCACCGGCGUGUCCUCGAUCGAGAGCACAUUCGCGUACUUUGUCGCAAAGGGGCCAGCGUCGCGUGAGGACCCCGACCAGGCCGCUCUCACCGUCACCCGCGCCGUCCUCAACGCCAUGGAGGGCUUCUUGUGGAAGUACGUCCGAGGUGCAGGUCUCGCCUACGGCGCCUCGAUCAGCCAAGACCUCGAGAGCGGCCUCAUCAUCUACCGUGUCUACAAGUCGCCCGACUCGUACGCCGCCUUCGUCGCCGUGCGCGAGCUCAUUGGCCAACUCGUAUCGGGCAAGCUCGAGAUCGACGACCUGACGAUCGAGUCCGCCAAGAGCUCGCUCGCGUACCAGACCGCCGCCAAAGAGUCGACCAUCACUGAUGCGGCCGGCGCCUCGUUCACGAACGUCCUUCUCGGUCUCCCUGCUGGUUUCGGCCGCAAGCACCUGGCCGACUGCGAGAGCGUCACGGCGUCCGACAUCCUGCACGUCAUCAAGAAGUACAUCUCGCCCAUCUUUUCGCCCGACACGUCGAUCGCGUCGGUCGCGUCGGGCCUCGCCAAGCUCGACGAGCUCGCCGACAAGUUCUCCGAGCUGGGCUACGACGUCGAGAAGCGGUCGAUGGCGACGGCCAAUGGCGAGGAGGAGAGUGGGAGCGAGGACGAGUCGGGGAGCGAGACGGGCAGUGAGAGUGGGAGCGAGUCGGAGCGGGACUGAGAGGCAUAGAUCCGCGAUGAGCUGUCAUUUAGCCGCAACGCGCAACGUACCUGUAACACGAGGUCGUUCGUGCGAC
Messenger RNA from Rhodotorula graminis WP1, 3313 nucleotides. RefSeq lists its product as uncharacterized. The coding region runs from base 1 to 3237 and encodes 1078 amino acids. The record is from RefSeq and is a predicted model, not a curated record. Lineage: Eukaryota; Fungi; Basidiomycota; Microbotryomycetes; Sporidiobolales; Sporidiobolaceae. Gene Ontology annotation, molecular function: metal ion binding. The transcript has 22 exons.